Molecule: messenger RNA, 1374 nt
Organism: Teleopsis dalmanni
Lineage: Eukaryota; Metazoa; Arthropoda; Insecta; Diptera; Diopsidae
Product: GATA zinc finger domain-containing protein 10-like
Exons: 4
Coding region: 1-1374 (457 amino acids)
Source: RefSeq, a predicted model, not a curated record
AUGGCAAUUGCAACAAAACCGUGCGAACAGCAACAAUUUCAACAGCAAAUUAAAACCAAAGAAAUUAAGAAAAAGUUUAAAUCCUUAUAUCGUCAACAGGAGCAACAACAACAACAACAGCAGCAUCAACAACAACAACAGCAGCUGCAACAACAGCAGCGAUGUCAGUCUCCACGACAAGAGCACAAGACUCAUCAACAACAGCACAAUUGCCAAGAAAAACUUAAUAAAAACGGCAACACACAGGAUGUGAUGGUUACUGUUGUUGUGAAUGAUGUUGCUGUGGUGAAGAGUGUUGCAGAAAUUUUGCAAAGAGAAGCGGAACAACAACAACAACAGCAGCAGAAAGCUACAGAUUACUACAUGUUCAAUGUUGACGAUGAGCAAAAGACGCAUCACCACCAGCAACGGCAACAACAGCAAGAACAUCAACAGCAGCAAGAACCAAGCAAUAACUAUAGCAGUAAUAAGAUUAGGGUCCAAAGUCACGAAUUGGAAGACGAUGAAGUUACAAUUGUAAAUAAUGGAAUGCCAACAAAUAAACUACAACAGCGACAACAAAAACACCAACAAUAUCAACAACAACAAGAAUAUCAGCAACUAAAUCAGCAACAACAAUAUCACAAUUAUCAUUGCCCUACUGGGAAAUCAUGUAGUUGCAGCUACGUGAAAACUUCCGGCACUGCAAUGGCAGUGACUAAGACAGCAAUGGGGGUUGCAAUGUGCAACAACAGCAAUACAAAUAAUAACGUUAGCAGCGACAACAACAUAAAUAAUAGAAAGAACAACAACAUAUGUCUCAAUCUCAUGCAGCAGCAGCCACAACAGCAGCAACAAUAUUGCAACCACCCACAAGAAUUGAAAAAGGAUUAUGCCAUAAAUGCAAAUAACUUAAAUUAUGAAAAUGUCAACAAUUACCAAAUGGAUAAAUUCUUUUUGGCUUGUAUUCCAUUGUAUGACAGCAAUAUAAAUGCAGAACAAGCAACUUCACUAGCAGCAACAACAACAACAACCAGAGCAACAACAAUGACAUCUUCAACUGCAGCAGCAGCAGCAGCAGCAAACAAACAUACGGAAACGGAAACAACAGUUCCAACUGAAAAAUUUGCAAUAUUUCUGUGUGUUGCCACAGCCACUGCAAUUCCAGAUAGAACAAAUAGUAAUGCUACUCAACGUAAUUUCACCUCUGUUGACAGUCGCCAUUUUGAAACUAUAAUCGAAUCGCAACGCACCGGUAUUAAAUGGUUUGGUCGUUCGCAAUCGCUGAUGAAGAGCUGGUACGAAAUCGAAGCCGAAGGACAUUUUCUUACACACGAAAUACCCGCACAGCUCAAGGAUUCUGAUGCAUUGGAAAUUGUCAUCAGAAUAAAAUAG